Messenger RNA from Struthio camelus australis, 440 nucleotides. The record is from RefSeq and is a predicted model, not a curated record. NCBI's taxonomy places the organism in Eukaryota, Metazoa, Chordata, Aves, Struthioniformes, Struthionidae.
AUGCUGGAGCCGUGAGCGUUCCCGCCGGUCACUUCCCCAGCGGAGCUGGCUUUGGGAGCGAGCGCUUGUCCAGGAUGUCCCCCAAGAAGUCCAAGGGUGCCGCGGGCAAGAGCCUGGAGAAGAAGAAGCCUCCGAAGAACAAGCCCGAGUGCGGCAAGAGCUUCAGCUACAGCUCGGCCUUCAUCAAGCACCAGCGGACCCACACGGGCGAGAAGCCCUACAAGUGCACCAGCUGCGGCAAGAGCUUCUUCGAGAGCUCGGCCCUCAUCCGGCACCAGCGCAUCCACACCGGCGAGACGCCCUACCAGUGCCCCGACUGCGGCAAGAGCUUCAAGCAGAGCUCGUCCCUCAUCACCCACCUGCGCGUGCACACCGGCGAGAAGCCCUACAAGUGCCCCAUCUGCGGCAAGAGCUUCACCGACAAGUCCACCCUCACCCAG